This is a messenger RNA of Uranotaenia lowii, 5643 nucleotides long. RefSeq names its product rap1 GTPase-activating protein 1-like. Gene Ontology annotation, cellular component: cytoplasm. Lineage: Eukaryota; Metazoa; Arthropoda; Insecta; Diptera; Culicidae. Gene Ontology annotation, biological process: activation of GTPase activity; regulation of small GTPase mediated signal transduction. Gene Ontology annotation, molecular function: GTPase activator activity. The record is from RefSeq and is a predicted model, not a curated record. Bases 144 to 2546 code for a protein of 800 amino acids. The transcript has 5 exons.
UAUUGUAAAGAUAGCGGCUUUCAAGCACCCGGGAAGAACGAAUCUCAAACCCGCACGGCAACAACAAUGACUCGUCGGCCAACAAUCUCACCGUACAGAUUCCUUCGCAGACGACGCGAUCUCUGUUGCGGCAUUCGAACAGUAUGUCCUCGAAUUCGCACUCCAACUCGAGCUCGACGCCUGCCUCGCCCCAUCUGCUCUCGAACAGCUCCAGCGGUCACCUGCAUCACACGCUGUCCAAUGGCAGCUCGCUACAUCACCAUCCCCAGUACCAGAGCCAGUCGUCAGUGAGUUCGCAAAGUUCGUCCAUCAUUUCGGCAGUUCCGCCACUGCAGCGGCUACUCGAGGAUCACCUCAGUAAACCUGCUCCCUAUCAGAUGAUUGUGAUACCAAAUAGUGGCGGCUACUGGAUCGACGGUACCGAUCACGAUGCCGGCUACGAAGUGCCCUCACACACGACGUGGCGAGUGGGCAAGAUCGAAUCGGACGACACAGCCAAGUGCUACCGAAGGUUUUUCAUUUCUCGGGAACAUUCGAAUCUCGUUGGACACGACGACCAAAUGGGACCGGUCCUGCUAUCCAUCAAGUCCGAAAACGUGGCCAAUCAGGAACACAUUCGGAUAUUGCUUCGUCUACGAACCGGAACCAUGCACGAAAUCAUCCCAGCUUCCUGUCUCGGAUCCAAUCCAUCCCCAAUCAAAAUGGCUCGUCUACUGAAUGAGCAGAUCAAUGUCGACAACUUCAUGCCCGUACUAUGUCCCAAGGCAUCCUCGUUGAUCGCCAGUUACGACGAGCACGUGUUAGUCACCAAUUUCAAAUUCGGUGUUUUAUACCAAAGGUACGGCCAAACGACGGAAGAAGAGCUGUUCUGCAAUAGCGAUACGACCCCAGCGCUCGAAGAGUUCCUAGAUCUUCUCGGUCAACGAAUACGUCUGCGAGAUCACAAAGGCUAUCGAGGUGGCCUGGAUAUCCAGAACGGACACACUGGUGACACCGCCGUCUACGAAGUAUUCAAAGAGCGGGAAAUUAUGUUCCACGUGUCAACCCUUUUACCCUACACCGAAGGUGAUCCGCAGCAGCUACAACGGAAACGGCACAUUGGUAACGACAUAGUCGCCAUUGUGUUCCAAGAAGAAAACACCCCCUUCUCACCGGCAAUGAUCGCUAGCCACUUCCUGCACGCGUUCAUCGUCGUACAACCAAUCGAACCCAAUACACCCAACUGUCGGUACAAAAUUUCGGUAACUGCCCGAGAUGAUGUGCCGUUCUUCGGACCAACCCUGCCACAACCAUCAGUAUUCAAGAAGGGACCUGAACUGAAAGAAUUUCUCCUCACUAAACUUAUCAAUGCCGAAAAUGCGUGCUACAAGGCCGACAAAUUUGCCCAACUCGAACUACGAACACGAACCUCCCUGCUGCAGAAUCUGGUCGACGAACUGAAGGAAAAGACGCGAGACUUUUUGGGAGCCGAUCUGCUUGGCGCCCCAACAUCACCCACACCGGAAACACCUAAAUCCGAAGGCGGUUUCACCGGAUCUCGCUUUAUCGACACCGUCAAGAAAGCGCUGAACGCCCGCCUCCGAUCACAGAACUCCGAUCCCACCAACAACGGGGGCGACAGCGGAACCAAUACCAAGCAUCACAACUCCAUGAAAAAGUCAAAGGACGUGUCCGACGUUCCCUGUGGACCGGGACAAACUGUAAAUAUCGGUCGAUCGCUGUCCAAGAGCAGUACUACGGGUUCCCGUAAAUCGCCCAACGAUUCGGUGGCCUCGUCGCCGGACAUCACAUCCCGCUGUUCGCUGAAUCCAAACAGCAUGAACAACAACAAUAUGGCCGGCGCCAACCACAACAACAAUAACAACCACCAUUCUGGUCACGGCCAUGGUCACGGCGUCGGCCAGAAGGGAAACAGUGGUGGCAGUAACAACAAUAACAACAACAACGGUCCAGUGGCGAUGUCCGAAACCAGCGACGACUCCAGCCUGAACAGCGUCGAUCUCGAUCCGAUGGUUUUUCCUAAUGUAGAUGCUGGAGCGACCUAUAUCGACAGCGACACCGGACUGGAAUCGAUGUCCUCGGCCGAUGCCACCACCAAGGCCUGUUCGUUGUGUCUGGAUGGCGUGGUGGAUCGGGCGGAGCAGCGAUCGACAACGAGUGGUGCGGGUAGCGUGAUCAGUGUCAACAUCGGAACCGGAAGCAGUACCGGCGGUGAUAGCGGGCGGGAUCUGCGGAGUAGUACCGGUAGUUCGGGUACCACGGGCAGCAACAGCAACGGAACCGGAAGCAACGCCAUGGCCGCUGGAUUGCUGCUAACCCAGGAAAUGAUGCAACAGGCGGAAGGGUACAAGCAGGAAAUCACCCGGCUGAAGUGCGAUAAACUGGAUCUCCUCAGGCAGAAUGUGACCUGCCAGCGUGACAUCAAACGGUUGAGGGAACGCGAACUCUCACUCCAGGGGGAUCUGGCGGCGGCCGGUAAGGAAAUCCUACGGCUUCGGGACCUUCUGAAGGAAUACAUGCCAACGGCCAGUAGUGAACCACUAUAAACGAGUCGCGAAGCGUAUUCAGCGUAUGCGUUGAGUGUGUCCAGCCCAGGAUGAUUUUUUUUUUGCCGGUUGUUACCAGAAUAGAACGUCGUCUCAGUAUCGUUUUUGUCUGUACUAAUACGAGCCAGUCUCGAAAAAUCCUAGCACUUUUAAGAACGAAGAACCACAACCCAACAGAGUAGUGGGUGGGUCGGUCAUCCGUGCGUUCCAUGGAAACCACAACUUUUUUUUUUCUUUAACCUUAGAAUGUUAUACUUUUACCAUGUACAUAAAGAGAGAAGUCUUUAUUCGAACUAUUAUUUAUUUAAACCUAAAACAAAAAACGAUAUAUAUAUUUUCGCUACUUUGGCAAUCUACCUUUUUUGCGAGGAGCAAAACAUCCUCCGAGCUUGUGUAUGAUAGUUGAAUAAGAUGCUAUUUUUAGUAUAUCAUUAUUUCCAAACCCAUCGAUUGUUUUUGCGCCUAUCCUCGUUUGUAUUUUUCUUAUUUGUUUCACCAAUCAGUUAGUGGUGCGGGAAAAUUCGUUACAGAUUUUCAUUUGAAAUAUUGAAAAUGUUUUUGUAAAGCACAACGCCUCUAGAAUCAGAAUAGAAUUACGUGUGCUAUGUAAAUGUAAAUAAAAGUUUUAAAACACCUAAUCAAUAAAUGUGACAGACAUCCUACGGGAUGGUUUUUGGGAACUCGUUUUGAAAUCGAAAAAAAAUACUGGAUAAAAUACUGUAGAUGUCAAUUAACCAUCCAUCGUAUGAGCUAUUUUUACGAACCCCCUUGAUAGAAAAGAAGUCCUUUCUAAAGAUGGACAAAGAACUGCAUAUUUGUAGAUGACGAAGAAGAGAAUCUAGUAUUUUAAAACAUCGGAACAACGAAUGUUGUCCAGUUUCCCUGUUCAUUUUAAUAAACGCUUAGAAGAUGUGGUUUAAAAAUUCCUUCGACUGUUGAAACUCGUAGAAAACCACAUUGAGAUGGGAAGAAAACUGUCUGUAUGUAUGAUUUGUUUUGCAAUGGAUUGCUAACCAAGAGAAAACCAAAAACUUAAGUUGAAAGUGUGGCAGAAUCAAACGAAUUAAAUGGACUACCCGCUUGUUAUUUCCUAGGUUUUAGAUGAAAUUAGUUUUAAAGCAACAAAAGCUGAUCAAUGUACACACCCAAAUAACUUUAAACGAAAUCAUACAGCAUAGUUGAAUCUUUAUGUGCAAUACACCAGUGCGUGAAAUGACAUUGAAAGAUAUGACAAACGAAAAUUUUGGAAUUGGAAACUAAAUAAAGCUCUUCCCAAAGGAAUCUUUCAGGCCUUACUCAAAAGAUAACGCUACUUAUUUCACCUUUUGUCAACACCACACUAUCCUUGUUUAGAUGAAAAUUUCAACAACAAAAAACUCAAAAACCACAUUAUGAAAAACUAAACUGUAUGUACGAAAAACUGCCUUCUACUGUUAAUUCUUUUUUAGAAAGAAUAUAUAGAGCUAUUUCCAAAAAAAUUAUAGACAAACGGUAAAAUUCAAAAUAUUUCAAGAAAAAUGGAAAUGUUUAUUUCCUUAAAAAGCACCACUGUCUCAAAUAAAAUUUAAAAAAAAAACGCAGGAGCUGAAAUAAAUUUUAAUGAAUUGAUACCAAAGUUAACAACAUUCCCAAGUCACAAACACACACAACAAGCACAGGCACGCGUCUAAUUAGACCGCUAAAUCUAAAAAAAAACUACGGAAGCAUACACAUUUUGAGCGUAACAAUUUAACGGAAAUUUUACAAAGUAAAUAGACCAAGCAACAGAAUUUUGCGCUCUUCAACACGCAACAACAGUCCUCUCUCGAAUUGGUGUCAAAAAAAUAAGACAAAGAACCGACCUAAAAUUGUAUCAGUAGCAACAGCCAUUGUGUCCAGUGUGUUUAAAUCUGCAAAAAACCAAAUAAAACAAGUAAGAAGAUCAUUAAUCUAUACCCACACAUAUACAUAUAUGAAGGAAUUAAACCAAAACCGAACUAAACGGAAAAGUGUGAAAAGGAAGAACCCUACGGGAACCAAUCUUGAGGCAACAAGCAACUAAAGCUUAGUUCUUUUAGAAAUGGGACAGUUUCGAAUGCCUGUAUCUCAAAAACCAUUCGUUUGAACGAAAUACUUUCUAUGAAGAAAAAGAAGGCAAUGUUAUGAUCUUUCAUGAAAAAAUUUGAAAAAAAAUAUUUACCGUUUUUUGUUAAAGAAAUUUCUACUUUAUUCUUGGUAUCUCCCAUUGGCCGGCGCACACUUUUUUCAGUCAUGGUAUUGAUCAGUUUCUCCAACUUAUACUUCUUAAAAUCUAUAUUUUAGGUGGCUUCACCUUCCUUCUUCAAUUUCUGAUACUUUUUGGUCCAAUACUUCCCUGGAAACUGGAAACUGGAAGCAUUCUAGUGGAUACAGUUGUUUCGAAAUGAACAAAUUUGAUUAUUUUUGACCACAUUUUUAAACGUUUUUUUUUUCGGUACCGGUUUUACAGCUUAAGAGCUUUGGAACUAUCAAAAAAUGGUUGUUUGAGGUUGGAUUUCAAUGAGUCAUCAUUAGGCAACACUUUCAGCUUAUCGGAGAAAAUUGUUUUGGACAUUUCAGCGAUCUACCCUUAGUUUUUCGUUUAUUGAAAAUUAAAAAUGCUGGUAUGAGACUUGCAUUCCUUGAUGAUCCUUAACCGUUGUUGCCGAUCAUCUGCUUCACUCCAAUGCUUGAUUUGAACUUUGUGGACAUUAUUGACAGUGUUUGCAUACUUAUCCACCACAAAAACUCAGUAAUUCUUUGAAUAAUCAACGGUUUUGUCAGCUAUCAAUUUGACAAUGACGUAUUUUCAAGGAAACUGUGCAAAAUUAUUUUUUUCUUUUUCUCUCGCAUCGUACAUAUCUCAAAAACGCGUAAAUUUUAAAUUUUGAAAAAAAUAGGUCGAAUAGUACUUUUUACAGGCAACAAAAUGCUGUUAAAAUUUUUAAUAUCCAAUAACUAGUUAACGAGCUAUUAGCAAAUGAAAGUGUCCCAUUUCUAAAAGAACUAAGCUUUAUCUGUUGAAACGGAACAACAAGAAUUCGUAAUCUUAUUUGGAUCAUUGGAAGAAAAUCAAACACAUAGAUAAUAUAUUUUAAAC